ACACAGGUUCCCACAAACAUUUACUGUUUAGUUUCUAUUAACGGAGGCCCAUGUUAAUUUAGCGCCACCAUGUCGAAAGAUAAAACAUUAAUUGCUAAAAAAGAAAUAUACGGUACACUGCGUUCCUGUAAUUUCUUUAUUCGUAGAAUUGGAUUGUCGUUUGUUGACAAAAAACCAAAUACGUUUUUACAAAAAAUUAACGUUUUAUCAUCUUUUAUAACAGCAUCAUCAUUUGUGGCACUUAUGUUGAUUAGUGAAUACGUAUAUAUUGUUUAUUUAUUAGCGAAAUCAGUAACAUUGGAGAAACUUAUGGGGAGUUAUUUGCAUAUUGCUGGAUACGAUACAAUGAGUUUUGGAAAAUUAUUGACCAUUUGGUACAAGAAAAAUACAUUUCGGCGGGUGGUCAACGAUCUUGCAGACAUUUGGCCUGUUGAUGAGAAAAAUCCUGAAGCGGUUGCUAUUAAAAAUAAAUGCCUGUCAACAUUGCGAUCAAGACAAUCGUUAUAUAUCUUCUGGAACGUACUAGGAGUGUGGUUAUACAAUUUGACUCCAGUGGCGUUACAUUUGUAUCGUUUAGCCAGAGGAAUACCCUCAGAUCUGGGCUUUGUAUGGCAAAUGUAUUAUCCUUUUGACAAAACAAAACCGAUCGUACACGAAUUUGUGUAUAUAUUUGAAACUGCCUCUGGACUAUAUUCAGUGUGUUGUAUGUUAAGUUCUGACGUAUUCUUCAUAACUAUGGCAAGUCAUAUUAGUAUGAUGUUGCGAAUACUGCAAGUUAAAAUAAGGAGUCUCGGUGUGGUAGAAUCUGCCGACGGUAAACUCAUUGGGGGAUUGCAUAAUUGUUAUGAUGAAAUAAUCGAUCUGAUUAAUGUACAUCAGAGGUUAAUCAGAUAUGGAAAUGAUUUGGAGGAUGCGUUCUCUGUGGUGAACUUGAUAAAUGUUCUACUGAGCUCUGUAAACAUUUGUUGUGUUAUGUUUAGUAUUAUAUUUCUAGAACCGCUGAUGGAAAUGGGCAAUAAGUUCUUUAUUGCAGCUGCAUUAACACAAAUGGGAGUCGUGUGUUGGUAUGCUGACGACAUAUACAGAGCUAGUGUCGGCGUGUCGGACGCGGUUUUUGCGAGUGGAUGGUACAAUUGCAACCCUCGGUGUCGACGCGCAUUACUUCUCAUGCUUCAGAGAUCUCAAAGACCACUUUAUUUCACUGCAUUGAAAUUUAGCUCUAUUACAUUGAAUACUUUUAGAUCAAUUCUUACAACGUCCUACUCAUAUUUUACGCUUCUAUAUACAUCGUAUCGUCGACAUUAAUUAUCUACAUUAGUGUAGACAAAUGACAAAGUAUUAUAAAAAGUGAACAAAAAAAAAAGGAAAAUAUGCCUACAAUGCGAAUAAUGUAUGAGUAACUUCUUUUUUAACAACCAUUUACCUGCAGAGAUGUCUAGAUCGAUUACUUCAUUUUUAAUAUUUAACCAUGUUUUGUUUAUUUGCAACUAGAUAUUGAAAAUAAAUAUUUGAGAUUCACCUCUAUUUAAGUUUUCACAGGUAUAUACGAGUAUGUCGCGAAACUAAUAAUUUUGCUGUUGUAUACAUUUAAAAUACUUACCUAUCUACUUCAUUUAUGUAAACAAUUAGUAUUAUAUAAAUUAUAUAUUAUAUGUUAUUAA
Molecule: messenger RNA, 1661 nt
Organism: Galleria mellonella (greater wax moth)
Lineage: Eukaryota; Metazoa; Arthropoda; Insecta; Lepidoptera; Pyralidae
Product: odorant receptor 4
Exons: 9
Coding region: 70-1305 (411 amino acids)
Biological process (GO): sensory perception of smell; detection of chemical stimulus involved in sensory perception of smell
Cellular component (GO): plasma membrane
Molecular function (GO): odorant binding; olfactory receptor activity
Source: RefSeq, a predicted model, not a curated record